GCUGCGCCGGCCACAUCAGGUCUGAAGAGGGGGAGUCACACCUCUAGCGGGAGUCCAGGAAAGGACCCUUGGUGAGGAACAAAGGUUCCUAGGAGACAAACCGUCCGGGAAGACAGGAGCCCUCCCUGUGAGGCCUUAGAGCACCCCUUAACAAGGAGACCUGCUCGUGGGAUCUCACCUCCCAAACUCCUGCUCACACUUGCGCCUGCGGCUCCCAACAAGACUCAACAUGUCUCGCUUUUCAAAGCAUCCACGCCUCACAGCUGAGCCCAGCUCUGUGGCCCAAAGUGAGAUGCAGCUUUCCGUACCUAGGGAGGAGGAGGAGGAGGAAUCCUCUUGCUCUUUCAGCUUCUCCUACCUCUCCAGCUCCUCCUCUACUCCUUCCUCUCCUGUAAUGCCAGGUACUGGAGAGGAGGAGGAGGAGGAGGAGGAAAAGGUGGCAGAGAGAGAGAUGGAGAUAGAGAGGGAGGAGGAGGAGGAAGAGGAGGAGGAAGAGGAGGAGGAAGAAGAGGAAAAGCAGGAGCAGCCUGCUGCCCAGACACCAGGUCCUCCCCUGAGUCCUCAGAGAUAUGCGGCGCAGAGCAUGUCCGAUGGAGCCUCCGGUGGCCCAGAGAGUGAGGAGACAAGCUCCCCGCAGGCCUCUGCAGACCCCGAUUCUAUGGACAUAGAUCCACUAGAAGAGAAGGUGGCCAAUUUGGUGCAUUUCAUGGUCUUUAAGUAUCGACUGAGGAGGUCUGUUACAAGGGAAGAAUUGCUGAAAGUUGUUAAGAGAAGGGACAGGGCUCAAUUCCCUGUGAUCUUUCAGAAGGCUUGUAAGUGCUUGGAGGUGAUCUCUGGUGUUGAUGUGAAGGAAGUGGACCCUGCCACCCACUCCUAUGUCCUUGUCAACUCACUGGAUCUCACCUAUGAUGAGAUGCUCGGUGACCUCCAGAGCAUGCCUAAAAACGGCCUCCUGAUAAUCAUCCUGGGUCUGAUCUUUUUAGACGGCAACUGCGCCCUUGAGCAAAACAUCUGGGAGUUCCUGAGUAUGCUGGGAGUGUAUCCUGGGAGGAAGCACUUCAUUUAUGGAGAGCCUAGGAAGCUCAUCACCGAAGUUUGGGUGCGGGAAAAUUACCUGCUGUACCAGCAGGUGCCUGACAGUGACCCUCCACGCUACACGUUCAUGUGGGGUCCCAGGGCCCAUGCUGAGACCAGCAAGCUGCAAGUUCUAGAAUUUUUGGCCAAGAUCAAAGGGACUGACCCCACUUCCUUCUCAUGCUGGUAUGAGGAGGCUUUAAGAGAUGACAGAGAGAAAGCCGAGGCCAGAGCUGCCCCCCGGGGGUCGUGCGGCUGCCCCCUGCAAGGCACGGAAGUAGUCUGUAGCCUCUCCUUCCCCAGCUGA
Messenger RNA from Artibeus jamaicensis (Jamaican fruit-eating bat), 1381 nucleotides. Its product is annotated as melanoma-associated antigen 9-like. NCBI's taxonomy places the organism in Eukaryota, Metazoa, Chordata, Mammalia, Chiroptera, Phyllostomidae. Gene Ontology annotation, biological process: negative regulation of transcription by RNA polymerase II. Gene Ontology annotation, cellular component: nucleus. The record is from RefSeq and is a predicted model, not a curated record.